Molecule: messenger RNA, 1553 nt
Organism: Oncorhynchus keta (chum salmon)
Lineage: Eukaryota; Metazoa; Chordata; Actinopteri; Salmoniformes; Salmonidae
Product: peptidoglycan recognition protein-like
Exons: 3
Coding region: 1-447 (148 amino acids)
Biological process (GO): peptidoglycan catabolic process
Molecular function (GO): N-acetylmuramoyl-L-alanine amidase activity; zinc ion binding
Source: RefSeq, a predicted model, not a curated record
AUGCAUAUGCAGGAUAGGAACUUUGAUGACAUUGGAUACAACUUUCUUAUUGGGGGAGAUUGCACAGUGUAUGAGGGCCGUGGCUGGGGUGUUAUGGGCACACAUACCAAGGGCAACAACCACAACUCUUUUGCCAUUGCCUUCAUGGGCAACUUCAACAAUGAGAGCCCCAGUCCAGCAGCCAAGUCAUCUGUUAAACAUCUCCUGCAGUGUGGGGUUUCCCAGGGACAUUUUCACCCUGUAUUUAUCCUACUUGGGCACAGAGACUUGAGGGACACCGAAUGUCCUGGGGAGAGACUAUAUGCUGCUAAAACAUCUCAAAUUUCCCUGAACAUAACAUCAUCCACAGACUCAAUUGCUACUGGUUCGAAAGACAGAGAGAAUUGGCUGGUGGAAGAGAUUACCCAGAACAUCGUAGCCAUGGCCGAUACGAGCAGGGUUACCUAAACUCGGUCCUGAAAAUUGAUGUGGCAAUUGAUGUGCAAACAGAUUCUGAAAAAUAGAUAACGUUUAUUCACAUAAAAAUGUCCACAUACCAUUAUAUUCCUUUUUCUAUGAGUGUGCGGCUAUAACGUUUUCUAGGAAAUAAGAACUAAUAGAGUAAAUACAAAAAAAAUAUGCUGCUGAACAAAUACUAACUAUUGACAGAAAUCUGGAUGGGACUUCAGUUUGGGGUGGCCAAAAUAUUAUAUUGUCCUGACUUGCUGUGUUGUGCUGGAUGAGUUUAAGCUUUUGGAAUUUAAUUGAAAUGGCUUCGCAAAUCACACACACACAAAAAAACAUAAUUUGUCAAAGGGAGAAAAGCUACCUGUAAAUGUUUCAACAUUGUAAGAGAUGUUUAAAGGCACAACAUUCCAAACAAGUGUACGCUUGUAUUGCAUGGUGUAGGAUUAAGGGGGAGAAAAGAGAGGAAAAUAUGAAACAUAAAUGCAGCUUCAUGUUGUACGCCUUGACGUUACAACAAUUCUUACUUGUCAACUGUUGUGCGGGAAGCCGCAUGCCCUGCAGGCAGACGUCUAGGCGUCACAAGCUGCCCCCGCCUAUGUCUCUUUUAAAUUCUCUGUUUGUUUACUUACCUUAAGAGUUUACCUCCUCCUGAAUUACUUACCUUCACCUAAUUCGUCUUUGAUUGGCUGUUUGCUAGGUUAUUGUGUAAACAAAUGGAAAGGAGUAGAGAGAGGCAGUACCAAAGGGCGAGACUCGGGUGAGAGGUUUGAGUGUCACACUCCUCUGAAGUGUUAUAAUUGAACCUGUGAGUUCAUCGAUCAGUCAGUGAAGUUGGCAGCGCACGAGGGGCGCAUUUUGUCUUUCGCACCCUAAUACGUUGUGCGUCUAAUUUCGUGGAUUUAGACGUUCCUUCUCUUCAGACUGCCGGACACCGUGGGAACUGGGUGAUGUUGAAUAUGGAGGAUUUGAAAGCCCCUCUCAGAUUUUUCAACAAGUCUUCAUUCAGCAUGAGCAGCCUGCUGUUUCGACGAGAGGGAGUGAAGAGUGACGACGGCGCCGCACUGGAUGGGAUCCUUUCCGGAUGCUCCAAGCCCCUUUCCAGAAAG